UAAAACUUUCUCCCUUUCGACAAACUUUCAUCGUCACUACUCACCACCGUUUUGCACAGCAGUCCCUAUCGCGCUUCCAUUGCCUCCCAUCGACAUUUGCCACUGGUCGUUUGGAGCGCUCGUGGUGUCUAUUAUUUCUUUUCUGUCAUUGUGCACUACUACCGAUCAUGUUGUCGCCCUGCUGUCGCUGGAGGCGUUAGUCAACUUUUAAUUGGAGCAUGGAAUAACACUAUAAGCCGAAAAUCAGAUUGCCGCCCAACCCUCCAACCGCCGAUGCUCAUACGCCGCCACGCCGUAUCAACGCCUACCGACAGUUCCCGAAAUCUCGUGUAUAAGACACAGUUCAGCAAGUGAUCCACGUCCAAAAAGUCAUGGCUUUGCGUUCAAUGACUAGAAGGAUUGGAAGUAAACUUUUUCCAAUGUUUUCUUCUGCCAAUCUAUUACAUUCACAUGCUACAAGUUUUGGAUUCAAAGAAGUGCCUGAAGAGGAAAAAAGCCGACUAGUUGGUAAUGUCUUCAGCAAUGUUGCUUCAAAUUAUGAUCUGAUGAAUGAUUUGAUGAGUGGUGGAUUGCAUAGAUUGUGGAAAGACAGGCUUGUUUCCGAGCUAAAUCCUUUUCCUGGAAUGAAGCAUCUUGAUGUGGCUGGUGGUACAGGUGAUGUUGCUUUCAGGAUUCUAGAGAGUAUUAAUGAUGUGAAACGUAGAGCAAUGCAAGAUGUUCGGGAAGAUGAUUUGCAGGAACAAACUCAAAUAUAUGUUUGUGAUAUCAACCCACAUAUGUUAAACGUUGGUAAAAAGAGAGCCAUUGAGAGGGGUCUGGGAGAAGAAGGAUCUCUUAUAUGGUUGGAAGGAGAUGCAGAAGCUUUACAUUUUCAAGAUAAUUCAAUGGAUGGUUACACAAUUGCAUUUGGAAUUAGGAAUGUUACUCACAUUGAAAAAGUUCUAGAUGAAGCUUAUAGGGUUCUAAGACGAGGAGGAAGAUUUCUUUGUCUCGAGCUAAGCCAUGUUGAAACUCCUGUAUUUAAGGAAUUAUAUGACUAUUAUUCCUUUUCUAUCAUUCCAGCCGUCGGAGAGCUAGUUGUUGGGGACCGGGAAUCUUAUCAAUACUUAGUUGAAAGCAUCCGUCGAUUUCCCUCACAGGAGAAAUUUGCUUCCAUGAUCGUCGAUGCAGGCUUCCAAAAGGUCGAGUACGAAAAUCUUGUUGGAGGAGUGGUUGCUAUCCAUUCAGGCUUGAAGCUUUAGAACUUAGCUAGCUUUUGCUUCCACUUAUAACUUCAUAGCCAAUAGGUUGCUUCACUUGUGUCUGAUCUUUUCAUCCAAUAAAAUGUCCAAUAGAUGUUAAUAUAGUCGAAUUGUUUUUAUUCUUUUUCCUGGUUAAGAUUUAUUUAUUUAUUGAUUUUAGUUACAAUGAUUAUUGGGAUGAGAGAUCGAACAGUUAACUUCGAAGGAGGGAAUACUUUGACUAGUUGGCUAAUGUUUUGUUAGUGUAUUUAGAAAAGUAAAAAAUAAAAAUAUGGUCAUAAGUACUUUUUUUUAAAUAGGAAUACAGAAGUCAAGUCAGUAACGAAUGGGUUGAUUUAGUACAUUACAAUUUAAUUUGUUGGUAGUGUAAUCUUAGUUGUAUUUGAGGGCAGAUAGUUAUUUUAAUUGAACCUAAAGGGUCAAUACUUUGUCUAAGCA
Molecule: messenger RNA, 1679 nt
Organism: Benincasa hispida (wax gourd)
Lineage: Eukaryota; Viridiplantae; Streptophyta; Magnoliopsida; Cucurbitales; Cucurbitaceae
Product: S-adenosyl-L-methionine-dependent methyltransferases superfamily protein
Biological process (GO): ubiquinone biosynthetic process
Cellular component (GO): mitochondrion
Molecular function (GO): 2-methoxy-6-polyprenyl-1,4-benzoquinol methyltransferase activity
Source: RefSeq, a predicted model, not a curated record